This is a messenger RNA of Acanthoscelides obtectus, 930 nucleotides long. The record is from the annotation of a GenBank genome assembly. NCBI's taxonomy places the organism in Eukaryota, Metazoa, Arthropoda, Insecta, Coleoptera, Chrysomelidae.
AUGUUUCAUCCUAGACCAUUUGUAUAUUCAUUCCAGGACCCAUUGGCAGAUAUGGAGGCAGGAUGCAGUUCAUGGUUUGAUAGAUCCGAGGACAAUGUUUCAACAACAUGGAAGAUCAUCUGUUUACCCAAUAGGUCAUGCAGGUUUGCAAGGUUGAGUAUCAGGAAUAAUGGAUCAAAUGAACCGGACUACCCCAGCUGGAAAGGAAAGAUAGAGAUCCGAGAACCUCUCAUCCUAGGCGAUUCGUAUAUCUAUCCCAGGAGCGAUUGGCAGAAUUGGGGGCAGGCUGAUAGUCCUGAGGACGGUAUUUCAGAAAGUGAUGUUCAGCAACACGGAAGUAGAAGAAGCUCAAGUCUAUCAAACAGGAGAAGCAAGAGGCAAAUUCUAUGUGAGUUCAAGUGUCGCGACAACGGCAUAGAACAUACAAAUGAAGAUCCAGCUCAAACCAGUGCUAAUCAUCACCAAUAGCAAGCUCUACCACCUACAAGAUUUCAGACGUACCAGGCAGCUGGAGAGGGAAACAAUUCGCAGCUAAAUCCGCUUCCUUGCAGAAAGUAAUCAGCCAAGAAUUAAGCUAUUCUGAAUAUAGACGCAGAUCAUAAUUUAUCAGCCCUUCUGUUAGUAGUUCAUCAUUAACAAAAUCUAUAGAUGAUGGUGCUCGCAGUAUUAGAUCGCCAAACUCCUUAAAUACACAGCAGUGGAGCAUUUCUCAUCAUUCCUCUUGUACAUAAAAUUGAAAAUAACAAAAAGCCAUUAUAUUUAAGAAAUAAACUUCGCUUAAUAUAAUUUCAUCCACUAGAGUUAUCAGAUCUCCGCAUUUAUUCAUCAUGCCACACCACAGGACGGCUUUAUUUAACCGAUCUCUCACAUUUAACGCACUUACACUGUACAACUCAAUUCCAGAAAGCAAAAAGCCAUUGUCUAUAAAUG